Messenger RNA from Lycium barbarum (goji berry), 468 nucleotides. Its product is annotated as ferritin-like catalase Nec2. Lineage: Eukaryota; Viridiplantae; Streptophyta; Magnoliopsida; Solanales; Solanaceae. The transcript is spliced from 2 exons. The record is from RefSeq and is a predicted model, not a curated record. The coding region runs from base 1 to 468 and encodes 155 amino acids.
AUGGCUUUUACUUCGGCCUUCGUAAUUUCCAUAGUGUUUAUUAGUGAGCUUGUCUUUGUCUGUCAUUCAAAUAAUCCAGUUUGUGAAUCAGGGUAUCCAAAGGAUGAAAUCCCAGUGUACAAAGAAGACAGAGACUACGUGCAUUUUGCACAGAAUUUGGAGUACUUGGAAGCAGAAUAUUUUUUAUGGGCUUCCUUUGGGCAUGGUCUUGAUGUUAUGGCACCAUAUUUAACAAAGGGAGGACCCCCUCCGGUUGGUGGCCAAAAAGCAAAUCUUGAUCCAUUCACAAAGAGCAUUAUAGUGGAAUUUGGCUGCGAAGAAAUGGGCCAUCUAAGGGCAAUUAACGAAGUAAUGGGCGGCAUUCCUAGACCUUUACUGAAUCUUACCGCUGAAAACAUUGGAAAAAUAUUUAAUGCAGCAUUUGAAUACAAACUGGAGCCCCAUUUGAUCCCUACAGGGAUAGCUUGA